Messenger RNA from Tribolium madens (black flour beetle), 1697 nucleotides. It is a transcript of the gene Mvb12, whose product is annotated as multivesicular body subunit 12A. The record is from RefSeq and is a predicted model, not a curated record. Gene Ontology annotation, cellular component: ESCRT I complex; cytosol. NCBI's taxonomy places the organism in Eukaryota, Metazoa, Arthropoda, Insecta, Coleoptera, Tenebrionidae. Bases 523 to 1413 code for a protein of 296 amino acids. The transcript has 6 exons. Gene Ontology annotation, biological process: endosome to lysosome transport via multivesicular body sorting pathway; viral budding; regulation of epidermal growth factor receptor signaling pathway.
GCGCGAAACUAAUUGCAUUGAAAUAGCGCAAAUUUUCGUUCAAAAAUUCGCAAAAUCAGCUGCGAAUUGAAAUUUCUCGUAAUUGCGAGGUCAAGACUCCGGAAAUGGGGGUGCAUGCCCUUUUAACAAUCUAAUUAAGUCACCAGAAGCUGGGAUUGGUUGGUCAUAAAAUGACUAAUUUCAUUUCAUCCAGUCGCCUCUUUAAUUUUUGUUGUUCGGGUGUUCAAUUGUUUUGUGUUCAAUUCGGUCAUAGAUAAGAUAAGUGAUAACGUAGUAAUUAUUGAAGCACAUUUAAAACAUAUCUUGAAAAUAGCACAAACGUAAAAUGUGUGAAUAAUUCAGCCAUAACCAAAAUAAACUCAGACAAGGUCAAAAUUCUGAGUGAAGGUAGGUGCAAACGUAUCGAGUAGAAUAGUGCACAAAAGCAUCAGAAAUUGCGUCACAUUUAAUAAUAAUUUAUUAAUAGUUCGUAUAAACACUAUUUUUACACAAUGGAAGUGAUACCUCUAAAGACUGACUACGAUGUUAAAAUCGUCUGCAGAACAUAAAAUAUUGAAGUUAUUACCGAACGAUAAACCCAUCACAGCGAUUCAAGUGAUCGAAAACCUUGACAAAUGCCCCAAGGGGUUUCACCCAAUCAGCAGAACCUACGACCAAGACCAGGAUGCUGAUUUGAGAGAAAGCUCAAUUUUUAAAAGUAGUGCAGCCCGAUAUUUGUGUGUUUCAAAAACUGAAGGUCUCCCGAAUUUCGUCAUUCAGGAGAUUUUUGUACUGACUGAGAAGUUUAACCCUCCCAGAGGUUUCAGUUUGUUGAAUAGAACUGCAGAUAGUGAACAGAAAGCCUGGAAGAAGAAACAGUUGUGUUAUAAAUUAGUGAAUCUAAGAGAUACUAAAGUUGCUGUUACUGAUAUUAUUGUUUGUAGUCGAUUGAAGAAGGCUCCUGAAGGGUUCAAACUCGCUGGAGAACUGAACGGCGUGACUGUGUGCUUCAAAAUGGGCAACGUGCAAGACACCCAAAACAGCCCCGAUUCGAACGGUCGCAACAUCACUCCCCCCGAGCGUCCUCUCCGACCGGCGCCCCCAUUCCCCGGCAAUGGGCCGCCCCUUUACCCAUCAAUUGGUGCCGAUGGCGGCGACCACGAUUAUGAAAUUCUUAAACCCCCAGGUUAUCCUUCGGGGCCGUCACGACCCGCUCCCAGACCACCAGCUCCCACCCCACGACAAAAUUCAACCACCGGGACAUUGGGCGGAAGUGGAGGGAAUAAUCUAGAUGGAGUCCCGUUUAUUGUCAAUCCGAAAUUUUUGAAUGCAAGCACUGCCGAUAGGUUUCAGUUUCCCACAAUAAGGGCAAAAACAAUGCAACAAAUUUUGAAGGAGUACGAUUAUCCGUUUACUGUGGAAAGGCAGACUUAAAAAUUUCGAAACUGUUUUUUAAUAAAAGGAACUGAGAUCUUUUAGGAAUGUUUUAAUGCCUCUAUCUUAUCGUUGUAUUUUUAUUUAUAAUUUAGCAAUCAAGUGUGUCAUUAUAGUCACGGUAGGCUCAAGUGAUUCAAGUUAAGUCAUGUAAGAAAUUUAAUGAAAAGUUGUAUAGUUUAUAAAAUUAAGAAGUGCCCACUAGAAUGUAUCAACACAUUAUUAUGAUUAAUAAUUAUUAUUUAGUGCCAAUGUUUUAUAUUUAAUACAAUAUUUAUACAGUA